Molecule: messenger RNA, 2541 nt
Organism: Anopheles stephensi (Asian malaria mosquito)
Lineage: Eukaryota; Metazoa; Arthropoda; Insecta; Diptera; Culicidae
Exons: 4
Coding region: 195-1538 (447 amino acids)
Source: RefSeq, a predicted model, not a curated record
UUCUAAUCCGACGAACGUGGCGUCAAUAUCGGUGCGCUGUUUCUGCUCGGCAGCACGCAUGAACGUGGCGCACUCCGUAGAGCGUUGCGUACAUAAUCGCCAGGUGUGACAGAAAAAUUACAGCAAUCGAUUAAACAAUCCAAGCCAUACGGUGUCGAAAAAUUGCAAGACAGUGUAAAAGAACGUGUCCGACGAUGAGUAAAUCUCCCGCGAGCGUAGUAUCGUCCGAUGAAACGCACAGUGCCAGUGAUGAGUCGUUGGUAAUAUCGGCCGCCAAUUCACACACCUCGCUCAGAUCCGUUGGAGUAGCGAAAGCGGUAAAGAAACCACCGAGAGACGAACCGACUACGGCCGCAAUCACGAUGGCCAAAGAACGACCACCAUGGCGCCCAGCUAGUCUCACGGCGGUCGUAGUUCCACCACCACCGAAACCGGACAUAAAAGCACGGCUGCUCGAGGCUUCCAAGCGUAUGCGUCGCGUCAAUGCAGUUGUGCAGACUGAUCCGGUACACACGAAGCUGAUGAAGGAAGUGUCUACGGACGAGCAGACCGAUCUGAUACCGAUGGUGGACGAGGAAAUACUGACCGAUGGCAAUCUGGUGAUACGUGAAGUUGGCAAUCUGAUACUUACCCACUCGGUGGCGCAAAUGACGGACGGUGUGGAAACGUGUGACAGCGGUACCCAGACCGCCAUUCCCCGGAGUGGAAUUUCGUUUCGGAAGUUCCUCGAACCGAUCGCCGUAAACGAGCUGCAGAGUAACGCGGUUCCUAACUCUUUCAAACUUACAUCGGAAGAAUGUCAUGUAGACAUGGACAUGGGAAAGCCGGAAUCGGGAUUGCUCUCAACCACGCUGGAACCGCUCGGUGAAAGCUUUGCCAACGGUCCACCAGAACCAUGCUCAUCGCAGAGUGGCAGUGAUAGCAUCAAGGAACCGAACACACCCGAUUUGAUUAGUGCAACCGUUGAAGGCGAUCCAUCUCCACAUCGUACCGCGACCUUGCUAGAAACGCCCACGUUCGCAGCCUGGCAAAAUCUGGACUUUUCCGACGACGAGUCAGAAGGCUACGUUCCGCGCGAGCUCCCACGUCGACCGAUCGGAGAAGGUGAUCGUCCGUGGGCAGAGUUUAAGGAUCUGGUGAUUGGGUCACGGGUAGCCAACAUGCGACUCUCGCCCGUACCGCCACGAAGGCCCCGAGCACCUAACCAAAAGACAGUGACAUGGAGCGACAGGCAACACCGUGCGGUAUCGAAGUUGAUAAACGAAGCAACCGCACUGGUUGAUAUGUUCGAUCACGUUUCGCUGUUGCUAGGGCCGGAUAUUACGCUACACAAGCUUCCACCACAGCAAGAGUUUCGGCUUCCGCCAGCGAAAUGGGAACCACUGUUGACAAAGUCCUGCGAUUUGCUGGAGGAAAAGCUAGCUCAGGUAAGGCAUCUUUCGAUGAGCGAUUUCGAAAGCCAAGCAAUACCGGCGGACGCGAAAGUAUCGUCCUGCACCUCACCGAUGAUAUCGGACGUUGGACCAGAAGACAUUUAAUCGACUUGGGGCUGAUAAAAGAUAGCUUUAUUUAUCUCGAACUAAACCCAAUCACGAUAGCGCUACGUUAACAGCCACAAGGAGAGACACUGUCCACCAAGCAAGAUGUCCUGCGCGUACAAUCGGUCCACCAUUCAUGGGCCCAUUGCAAUCCUCCUCUUCGCAUUCUUCGCAAGCUGACAUCCGGUACACGGAGUUGAAUGCUUCAUUGCCCUGGCGUGAGAGUAGGGCACACUCUCCACUAAUGGCACACCCGCGCCAUAUUUGUUCCGGUGUUUCAGCGGAGCUUGGAACCAACCGUUUAUAGCCACACACCGUUCGGACCGGAUUGUUGGUAGCGCUGAAUGGCGUGCAGGAAACCUUUUCCAGCGUCGCGAGAUUAUCACAGUCCAGAUCAUUGUUGUCGGUGCUGCAGCUAUAGCACUCUAAACCGUGCGAGAAAGGUGCGGCCAGUAUACCGACGAACAGCAGCGGAAGAAUUGAUCGCACGAGGAUCAUGUUGAUAUGUUUGUUCGCAGCGACAAGUUUGAUUGAUACUGAAUUGAUUGUCUGGAUGGGAGCGGUAUACCUUCCUCGCUAUAUUGACUGACGGUGCUCUACCUUGAACGGUAAGAUAGUGCAGUGAGUACUCAGCUUAAUUCUAUGAUAACCGGAAGACGCUGGGUCCACCAGCGCCACAAUAGCCUGCAAUGCCAUUGAAAGCUACGAGUGGGCCGAUAGGUAGCAGGCAGAUAGCUGAUAUAAUAGUAAGUGAAGUACAAGACAGUUUUCUAAUCUUAUUUACACAGUUUUAUUUAUUGUCUUAUCGAUCGUCAUCGAUUCCGGUAAACUUAACAACCAACAAAAACGAGUAAAACAAAACAAAACAUCAUGAAAAGAAACAGUUCAGAGCAUCUAACGGCAACAGAAACACGUUUCUCUCGGUGUAACACUACGCUGUGACAGUAGCGUGAAGCUUAAGCCAUAACACAACAAAAUGCAAUAAAAUAAAGUAAGAUGAAAA